Papilio machaon (common yellow swallowtail) is the source of this 477-nucleotide messenger RNA. Its product is annotated as endocuticle structural glycoprotein SgAbd-5. The transcript is spliced from 3 exons. Lineage: Eukaryota; Metazoa; Arthropoda; Insecta; Lepidoptera; Papilionidae. Gene Ontology annotation, cellular component: chitin-based extracellular matrix. The record is from RefSeq and is a predicted model, not a curated record. Bases 83 to 430 code for a protein of 115 amino acids. Gene Ontology annotation, molecular function: structural constituent of chitin-based larval cuticle.
GACAGAGGUUCGAACACAUAACCAUCAGACAAACUGUGCAUUCUUCGAAGACAACAGUCGUUGUAAACAAACAAUAGAAAAGAUGAAAGUGUUUGUCGUACUCGCCUUCAUUGCGGUAGCCGUGGCUGCGCCCCAGAAUCCUCAAGACGUUCAGAUCCUGCGUUAUGAGAGCAAUAACGCUGGGCUCGAUGCUUACAACUUCGCAUGGGAACUAUCCGACGGAAGCUUGCACGAAGAGCAAGGUCAACUAAAGAACCAGGGAACUGAAAAUGAGGGAAUAGCUGUUCAAGGAAGAUACGCUUGGGUCGGACCUGAUGGAGUCAAUUAUAUCAUCACUUACGUUGCCGACGAAAAUGGAUUCCAGCCAACAAUACAACAAGGUCCCGGGGGAGCGAUCCCUUCUGCUGUAGUCGCUUCGCUUUUGGGAUAAUCUGAUAAAAGAUUUCUCAACACAUUUUGUAAAUAGCAUAACUAUAU